Molecule: messenger RNA, 219 nt
Organism: Synchytrium microbalum
Lineage: Eukaryota; Fungi; Chytridiomycota; Chytridiomycetes; Synchytriales; Synchytriaceae
Exons: 2
Coding region: 1-219 (72 amino acids)
Source: RefSeq, a predicted model, not a curated record
AUGCCCCCAACUAUCCCUAUUAAUCAUUACUUCAGUCUUAGAAACCAACAAAAUAAGACCAAAGUCCUAUUCUAUUAUUCCAUGCUAAUGACGACCGCCCAGCCGAGCCCAAAAUUCGACUACGAGCUUUUUAACUGCAACAACUUUAAUAUACGCUAUUGGAGCUGGAAUUACCGCGGCUGCUGGCACCAGACUUGCCCUCCAAUUGUUCCUCGUUAA